UUUUCCAUCCCAAAAUUUACUGCGUUUAAUGUCAAUGAAAAAAUUUACUAGCCAUAAUUUAGGGAUACAUUAUCUCUAAUCCUUGCUUUUAGCCAGAUAUUCUGUUUACACAGUUUUUUGUAAUUGUUUUUUCGAACGUGGUUUUUGUGGAAAAUAUUUGAAUAGGUAUUUCAGAUAAUAAUUUCACUAGCACCUGGGCUGACGCCAAUAAUUCUCGAAUUAUAAAUGCAACCGAGCUGAGUACCACCUGCAGUAGAAAUCAAUCUGAGCCAUCUCUGCGACAACUUGGUCUUCGAUACUUAGUUAGCCUAUCGCUAAAAUGGGUGGAUUUAUGGUAGCAGUACGAGUACUUUUUGUUUUUGCUUUUUUACUCGAUUUCAUUUGCGGCGAUGCAGGCCAGCCUCAAGGAAACCCUCCUAGCGGUAAUCAAGGUGGAAAUCCGGGUGGUCAGCAUAAUCAUGGUAGCGGUUCUGGUGGCAAGCUAGAAGUAGUAAUUUCUUUCGACAGUAUGCACUGUCCAUCCAUGCAGUUUUUCCAAAAUCAAUUAAAACCAAUUUACGAAGAAAUGUCCCAAUGUGUUCAAUGGCAUUUUAUUCCAUGCUCAACGUCGCAAAUCGUGGACGAUGUUCUGAAAUGCUGUGGAGGUGUAGCAGCAUGCCAAAUUGACGUACUUCAUGCCUGCGCAGCUCAUUAUUACGAAAAUGACGAAUACAAAUUGGGAAAAUUUUUCUUAUGCAUGGUGCCAGAUGAUGCUCAAUACGUGAAAGGAGAAGCGUGUGCUAAGGAAGCUGGAUUGGAUUGGAAAUUAUUAAACGCUUGUCAACCGACCAAAGAGGCAGGGACAUGGUGCGAUAAUAGGUUCAAGCAACUGAACAAACUGCAUGAACCGAAAAUUCCUGGAGUGUUGUAUAAUAUGCAUUACGAUGCGGCUGCAGAAGCUGAGUCACUGAGUUGUUUGAAAACUGGCAUAUGUAAUCAAAUCAAGAAGCAAGGUGGUCAAUGUGCUGCUUGUGGAAACUCUGGUAGUGGUGGUGGAAGUCCAGGAAGUGGAAAUCCACCAAGUGGUCAUCCACCUAGUGGAAAUCCUCCAAGUGGUCAUCCACCCAGUGGAAACCCACCGAGUGGAAACCCGCCAAGUGGAAACCCACCGAAUGGUCAUCCACCAAGCGGUAAUCCACCGCCUUCACCGCCUCCACCGGGUGGAUGUUAAUUUCAAAUUACUUACAUACUUAGCCAGGAGUAUACAAAAGGUCGUCGAGAUGCCUAUAUAUAAUUAUGUAUUUACAUAGGUACAAGUACCAACGUUGAAUUACCUAUUGUAUGCAAUUUUUUUUCUACUUCUUCCACGUUCUUCCAAAAUAUACAAAGUUGA
Planococcus citri (citrus mealybug) is the source of this 1372-nucleotide messenger RNA. RefSeq lists its product as uncharacterized. The record is from RefSeq and is a predicted model, not a curated record. Bases 320 to 1210 code for a protein of 296 amino acids. NCBI's taxonomy places the organism in Eukaryota, Metazoa, Arthropoda, Insecta, Hemiptera, Pseudococcidae. Gene Ontology annotation, molecular function: oxidoreductase activity, acting on a sulfur group of donors, disulfide as acceptor. The transcript is spliced from 5 exons.